This is a messenger RNA of Zea mays, 1544 nucleotides long. The record is from RefSeq. NCBI's taxonomy places the organism in Eukaryota, Viridiplantae, Streptophyta, Magnoliopsida, Poales, Poaceae.
ACGGCAGAAUCCCAUUCCGAUUCCUCCCUCCCCGUCCCGUCUCCCCUCUCGCCCUAGGGGCCGGGGGGUUAGGGUUCGCUUCACCGCCGGCCUCUCCCUCCGACGCGGCACCGGCCCCCGCGCACCGGGCCCGGAUGCUAUGCUGCUGAGCUGCAGGACCCUCUCCACCUGGGUGCGCCGCCUCGUCGCUUGCAUGGGGUGCGUCGUGCGUGCCUGCGCCCCGCCGCCCUGCCCUCCCCCAUCCCAUCCUCUCGUGAUCCUCCGGCACACGUCACGGUGUAGUAGUGGCCGCGAGGCUCGUGGGGAUUGGGAUCCCCGCUUGCGGUAGCGAGGUCCUAGACUUCUAUAGCUUCUGUUCGUGGCCCAUAUAUGCUCGCUGCUCCCUGAUUCAGACUGCGCUGUUUUCGAUAUUUUAGAGUGGCUAUAAUGAUUCUGAUUGGUAGGCUGGUUUCGUUUAUCCAUUUGGUCUCACUUUUCCUGUUGAGUCGAGCCAGUUGAGUCCGUCGCGUUCGUUGUAGUAUCUUCCUGUUGUUUAUUUAAUCUGCCUGGUCUAUUUCCGGUAUAAAAUAGAUGCAUUUUAGUCUGACUUUGGUACUAGGCCUCUGUUUGGAAAAUGUUCAGUCUUUAGCUGCUGAGUUCACUGAGUGAUAGUUGCUCGAUAUUUUACUGCAACCAUCUAUCCGGUCACCAUCUAUCGGGUCAGAAAUGGUCAUAACUUUGGCCUUUUCUCUUCUGUAAUUUGUAAUACGAGAUAGAGUGCAUCACAGCUUAUCUGGGAUCUUGAAUACUGGUGCUAAUCAGUCACUGGUCGAUCCUGGUUUGCUACAGAGCAGAGGUUGCUUUGGAUGCUGUGCUAAGCCAACUCCAAUAAUAGCAGUAGACGAGCCUUCCAAGCGGUUGAGGAUCCAGGGGCGAUCAGUAAGGAAGGCUAGCCUCUCGGAGGACUUUUGGAGCACGAGUGCGCAUGAGAUGGAGAACAGCGGGAUCCAAUCGCAGAGGAGCAUGUCUUCGAUCAGCACGUUGGCUCAGUCCAGCGAUCAGCAUACGGCAGGAAGUAGCAGCAACCCGAAUGAGUUUAUGAAUCAAGGUCUUAUGCUCUGGAACCAGACCAGACAACAGUGGGUUGGAAGCAAAAAACGCCACUCUAGAUCUCAACAGCCUCGAGAACCAAAGUUGAGUUGGAACACAACGUAUGAAAGUCUGCUAGGAAGCAAUAAGCCAUUCUCCCAACCGAUACCUCUUGGCGAAAUGGUAGAUUUGCUUGUGGACGCUUGGGAGCAAGAAGGCCUUUAUGAUUAGGCCUGUGGAGUUCAUUAUUUGACUCGGAUUAAUCGCUUAAUGCAGAAGCUCUAGGUUCUCAAGCGUUAUAUUUUCUGAGCACAAUGGUGUACCAUGGAUGUAUCAUGAAACAUGGCAGCAUCCUUAUAUUAAGCAAUUGUAAUAUAUUAUUCCUGUCAAGCUUAUGAGAACAUUGGAUGACAUUGUACCUGGUGUUUUUAUAUGAAAACUUUGGGUGAUCUAGGCAACUGGAUUAAAACAAAAAA